This is a messenger RNA of Rana temporaria (common frog), 2261 nucleotides long. It is a transcript of the gene NAB2, whose product is annotated as NGFI-A binding protein 2. The record is from RefSeq and is a predicted model, not a curated record. Lineage: Eukaryota; Metazoa; Chordata; Amphibia; Anura; Ranidae. The transcript has 7 exons. Gene Ontology annotation, biological process: negative regulation of DNA-templated transcription. Bases 1 to 1440 code for a protein of 479 amino acids. Gene Ontology annotation, cellular component: nucleus. Gene Ontology annotation, molecular function: transcription factor binding; transcription coregulator activity.
AUGUGGGAGUUAAUAGCUUUACAGUCAUUUUCAAAAAUCUGUGCAGACACAUCUUCCCUCCCUCGUACCCUGGGUGAGUUACAGCUGUAUCGUGUCCUGCAGAGAGCCAACUUACUGGGUUACUAUGACACCUUCAUCCAGCAGGGCGGCGAUGACGUGCAGCAGCUUUGUGAAGCCGGAGAAGAUGAAUUCUUGGAGAUCAUGUCUUUGGUUGGCAUGGCAACAAAGCCUCUCCAUGUGCGAAGAUUACAGAAAGCCUUAAGAGACUGGGCUACUAAUCCAGGACUGUUCAACCAGCCACCUUUGGGAAAUGCCCCUCUAAGCACCAGCAUACCUUUAUUCAAGAUAUCUGAAACAAUGGGAAGGGUUGGUAGACAAUGUAAUGGCGUUAUUAGUAAUUCUGAAAGCCUAAACAAAACCAAUGUGGGUUUUGGUGUCCCAGAGCAGCUGGAACAGCAUGAGAAAAGAUCACCUGUACAACUGGACGGCAGAACUUGGACAGUGCAGGUUUCUCCAGAUCAGAAUGAAGCAGAUGACGAUGAUGUGGAUGAUGAUGAAGAUGGGAGAGGAAUGCCAUAUGGCCCAGGAGGUGAAAGGUUGGACCUUGACAUGGUACAGGUGAUAUCAGACAGUGUGGAAAGGCUGAUGAAAGGCUUGCCACGUGGUGAUAUAGCUGAGGCACGAUCCAUGCUUAAAAUAAACAAAAAAUUGGGGAGGUCACUGGGCCAUAUCUUUCACAUGGCAGACGGAGGGCCCAGAAAAGAGAGGGAGAUAAGAAGGCACAGUGCUAUAUAUGGAAGAAGUGACUCCAAGAGACGUGAAGGAAAGAGACUCACGCUGCAUGAGCUGACAAUUAAUGAAGCAGCGGCUCAAUGCUGUAUAAGGGAUAACACCUUGCUCCUGCGGAGGGUGGAAUUAUUCUCGCUGGCCAGGCAGGCUGCUCGGGAAAGCUCUUACUUAGCAUCUCUAAAAUGCUCCAGGUUAACUCCGGAGGAAAUGGGUGCACCACAAGCAAAACUACUUAAACAAGAGGUUGUGGAGGUGUCAUUGCAAGGCGAAUCAGAGGGGGUAAAUACAUUGAUGAGGCAUAGCAUGGAAGAAGACAGUGGCAGCAUUUCAGGGGAGAGCAUGGAUGGUCAUAUGCAAGCUGUGACGGUAAGAAUACCAUCAUCCCCAGGAGUUCCUCCUACAGACUUAUCUAUUGCUCUCCCACACCCAUCUCCAUGGAGUAGACAACUACUACAACAGACACUGAUGGAUGAAGGGUUACGAUUGGCCAGGCUGGUAUCACGUGACAGGUUGGGCCGUAUUAGCCUGUGUGUGCCUGGGACUCCUCAUAUCUCAGAAUGUGAGGACGGAGGAUCAGAAAGUUGUUCAAGUCUGCCGGUUUCUCCACAAAUCACAGACCUCCGAACUGGGAGCUGCAAGGAGCACGAGUAAGACAAAGGCAUACCAGUAUAACGUCUGUUCAAGGCUGAGGAUUCCCAUUAUUUGCUAACCCAAAGCCAUUUAGGACACUGAGCCAUCACAUAAUGACGUGUCAUCACUAUCUUUAGUGCAACUACUAUUUAUAGUGUCCUAGGUAUAUAUAACGCAUUUUCAGGCUUGGCCGUUGGGCUUUCACGCAGAGAUCUUGGGAGAUAUUUGGUUUAAAUGUACUGUAGUGCAUAUUGUAAUGGGCUGGAUCACGUUGUAUAACAUGCUUAGCUUUUAAAUGAGAUUGCAACUGUAAUGUUUUAUUCAUAUACAGUAAUAGAUGUAAGUAAUAACAGUGAAUUGCUUCUCAUUACAGACAGUACAACAGACUGCAUGGUAUAGGAAGUCAGGCUACAAUGUAACUCUUAUUCUGCAGAAUAAUUUACAACCCAGUAGAGUAGAGGCAGCUAGCUGUACACCACAUAUAAGAGUCAUGCAAUACUGUCUACUGAACACGUUGAAGUAGCUUGUAUCUCACUGCGCUCAUAAUUCUUCACUUGCUGGUGUCCCAAUAAUCAGAUUAAAAACAAGCAGUCUGAUUUUGGAUACCGUAUAUGCUAUAUUCAGUCAAUGAUCCAGCUGGUAGUUAGCCCUUAGAUGAUGUAUACAUGUGAUCCUCCCAGUUAAUGGAAGAAUGAUGAAUCUUUGAGCAUCAGGUAUUCAUUAUUUUACUGAUUUGUCAUGAUUAGGGUCUUCGCCAUAUAAAUAAUCGUGUUUUUCCAUAAACCUUUGCUUGAAAAAUUUGAAUUUAAAGGAUGAAGCCUUGUACACACGACCGAGAAACU